Molecule: messenger RNA, 942 nt
Organism: Rosa chinensis
Lineage: Eukaryota; Viridiplantae; Streptophyta; Magnoliopsida; Rosales; Rosaceae
Product: protein ALP1-like
Exons: 3
Coding region: 1-942 (313 amino acids)
Source: RefSeq, a predicted model, not a curated record
AUGUGGGGUGUAACAGUUGUAUUGGUUAUUGGAUUCCUGAUGUUGGUCAUGGGUGCUCAAAGGCGACGUAGAAGGUUUAUGAGAAAACAGCCUUCAAGAAGUGAAGUUGAUGAAAAGAAUUAUAGAAGGAUGCUUUGGAUGAGAGUCUUAGAACAUGAGUCUACUUGUUUUGAACAGUUACGCAUGAAACCUGCUGCAUUUGAGAAGUUUUGUGCACUCUUACGGGAUAGAGGGGGAUUGGGCGCACUUGGAGCACUUGAUGGGACAUUUAUUGAUCUAACGGUUCCUAUCGAAGAUAAACCAAGAUAUCGAAAUAGGAAGGGUGACAUUAGUACAAAUGUUUUAGGUGUUUGUGAUGCUAAUAUGAAGUUCAUCUAUGUAUCACCUGGUUGGGAAGGAUCUGCAGCAGAUUCUAGAGUUUUACGUGAUGCUUUGACUAGGCGCAAUGGGUUAAAAAUCCAAUCAAAUAAAUACUAUCUUGUGGAUGCUGGAUACACAAAUGGACCAGGGUUUCUAGCUCCUUAUCGUGGAACUAGGUAUCAUCUUAAUUUGUGGAGAGGAAACACCCCAAGGGAUCACAAGGAGCUAUUCAAUCUUCGGCAUUCAUCGGCAAGAAAUACAAUUGAAAGAGCAUUUGGAUUAUUGAAGAAGCGAUGGGCAAUACUACGCACAGCUAGUUUUUUUGAUGUGAAAACACAAGUUAGGAUUAUUAAUGCUUGCUGCAUCAUUCAUAAUUAUCUUCGCGAUGAAAUGCCCAAUGAUCAACUAUUGGAUGAUGUGGACCGAGACUUAGAAAAUACACCUGAGGUGGAAGAUGAAGAUGUGGAUGAUGAGAACAUUAGAGUAGUCAAAGUAACUCGAGAGUGGACAACAUUUAGAGAUGCUUUAGCUAUGGAAAUGUUUGCAAAAUAUCAAGCUAUUAGAAGAGCUCAAGAUUCUUGA